UCACAAGCAUAAGGCUAAUGAAUCAAAAAACAGAAGUGAAGGCAGCCUUGAAUAAAAAUCAAAGCAUCAGUGGGAGAGUAGAAGUAAAGUAUGAUGAUGAAUGGGGUACAGUAUGUGAUGAUCAGUUCGAUGAAAGCGAUGCCCAGGUUCUUUGUAACAUGCUAGGAAUUCCAUUCGGCAAGGUUUAUACAAAUGCCCACGAAGCACCCGGCUAUGUACACGAACCAGGUACAGGAAACAUAUUGAUAGAUGAUCUCAGCUGUCUCGGUAUAGAAAAAGAUAUCUCGGAAUGCAGAUCAAGAGAAUGGGGAACACAUAAUUGCGAACAUAAGGAAGACAUCGCUAUAACAUGCUAUUACAAGACAAUAGACCCAUGCAAUGCAGCAGAAGCUGCACGCUUACCUAAUUUGGAAAUGCGAUAUGUAAAUAUUAACACACAACAUCUACCAAAGUCUAUCAACGACUCGAAACUACCGUUUCGUUGGUAUAACGUCGGUAACAACACCAUGCCAGUUAAAGCGCCACCGAAAAACAGAUGUGGAACUCACCUGCCAAUAUUCAGUUCAUUUACAACAGAGAGACUCGGUGCUAAUAAAAGUGCAGAAAUCAAGGCAACUCAAGUAGGAGACAACCAUGAAACGUAUGAUAUAGAGAUGAAGAACUGCAAUGAUGAAUUCUAUGUUUACAAAUUGAAGCCAACGAGUAACGAAGAAAGUGGAUACUGCUUUGGAAUCGGAUCAGAAGAACCUGCCCCGACGUUCGUACCUGACAGUCUAUCGACAACACCAGUCACGAACGAAAAAGGUGUUACCUUCAUGUGCAAGUUUAAUCCAUCAACAAAAGAAGAUUUUUAUUAUCAAGUCAAGUGGCGCAUAGAGGGUAGUUCUCAAAUAACACUGACAAAACAGUUUUUCAAAAACUCCAGUCUUGAUGGAUUGAGACUAACAGAAAGCGACUUUGAGGAUAAUGAUAUCGGUUUAGGCGUUAAUAUAUCAUGUGCCUUGAGGGCUUUCAGGACACCUGAUGGGCUACCAGGGACAUUAUCAACUUAUUCAAAACCUUUAUUCUUCGGCAUUGAAGUUCUCACGCCAUAUAUAAGCUUGAGAAAAGGCGAAACAAAGUCAGUAGAGCUACUGAAUUCAAUACCAAUCAUUUGUUAUACAGAGGAUAAAGUAUUCAACCAGUUUAUCCAGAGUAGCUGCAAUGUUCGACUACAGUAUUUUUCUCCGCAAUAUGGAACUUGCUCAAGUAUGCCAUCAUUCCAAGACGGAUGCGAUUCGUUUCUUACAAACCGUGAAGUAGGUCAAAUUUCUCGGGUGAACAUUAGUGUGGCUGAAACAGGACAAUAUGGAGUAGCUGGACACUUCAAAAUUUACUUGUCAGUACCAGCAGUUGAUUUGGGAUAUCUGAAGCUGUGGAGGAAAGCUUACAAACUAUCUGUGAUAAGUGUUGAUGUCUUACCUGAGACACAUACAGAAUGGCGCGGCUCUAUCUGCACUGCAAGAAAUGAUCCCCAUAUGUAUACUUUUGACCAAAGAACGUAUGAACACCAGAAAACGGUGGUGAAUAUAUUAUGUACAGACAUAAAUUUUACACUAAUGUUGAGAUACAACACAAAGUUGCUCCGUGUACUAAUGAAAAUGAUAAAGCCAAAUGUAACUGUGGUUUAGCUGUCAGAGCAGGAAGAGAUGUAUACGUCAUAAACGUUUGUGAUAACCUCCUUGACAUUGGACACAAGCAUUGCGGAUACGAGGCUUUAACAGUGAAAAAAGAUAAUGACUUUACCUAUACUAUCUAUCUUCCAUUUGGAACAGCUGUAAGGGCUAGAAUAGAUAACCAGCCAUAUAUGGGACCAGAAGGUGGGAAGGUUUUGGAUAUCAGCAUCCUACCAUCUGUGCAUGACAAAGGCGGUAACAGUACAGGCUUAUGUGG
This is a messenger RNA of Mercenaria mercenaria, 1932 nucleotides long. RefSeq lists its product as uncharacterized. NCBI's taxonomy places the organism in Eukaryota, Metazoa, Mollusca, Bivalvia, Venerida, Veneridae. The record is from RefSeq and is a predicted model, not a curated record. The transcript has 12 exons. The coding region runs from base 18 to 1670 and encodes 550 amino acids. Gene Ontology annotation, cellular component: membrane.